AUGCGAGCGCCCAGGCGGCGGCGGCGGCGGCCCGGGGGCUUCAGCCAGGGGGGUCCCGCGGGCAGCUCCACCAUGUCGGACAGUGACCCGGGGGACGAGGACGGCGCCACAUCCCCGGACCCCUCGCAGUGCAAGAGGAAGAGAAGGGGCAACCUCCCCAAGGAGUCGGUGAAGAUCCUGCGGGACUGGCUGUACGAACACCGCUUCAACGCCUACCCCUCGGAGCAGGAGAAGCUCAGCCUCUCGGGGCAGACCAGCCUCUCCGUGCUGCAGAUCUGCAACUGGUUCAUCAACGCCCGGCGCCGGCUGCUCCCCGACAUGCUGCGCAAGGACGGCAAGGACCCCAACCAGUUCACCAUCUCCCGCCGCGGGGGCAAAGCCGGCGACGCGGCCGCCUCGCGGGGCUCCGCCGCCGGCUCCGGGGUGCUGGUGGUGCCGCCCGCGGGCGCCUCCAAGGUGCUGUCGAUGUCGGUGUGCCCGCAGGUACUGUGCCACCCGGCGCGGGCGCUGGCCGUGGUGAGCGCCCGCAGCCCCGAGUGGGAGAAGGCCCCCGGGCCCGAGGCCGCGCCCAGGGCGGGCGCGGGGCCCGGCGGCAGCACCGUGACCCUGCUGGCGCGGGCCGAGGCGGGCAGCCCCACACCCGGACUCUUCAACACGCCGCCCCCGACGCCCCCCGAGCUCUUCGGGGACGACUUCAGCAGCUUCCAGCUGCUGGUGGAGGUGGCCCUGCAGAAGGCUGCCGAGCUGGAGCGGCAGCGGCAGGGGGGGCAGCUGCCCCUGGCUCCCCACACCGAAUCCCCCGGAGCCUCCAAAUAGCCCCGGGCCGGGUCCCGCAGGGUGCCCUUCCCCGGGGGGGGCCCGACCCUCCGGGCCUCCGCCUCGCCCCCACGGCCCAUCCCAGGAGAGGCUCCUGCCUCCCGGGGGCUCUGCUCUCUCUCGGCAGCCGAGGCGGCAGGGGAAGGCCUGUCCCACCCCGCCUUCCUCCCGCGGGGAGAUGCCCUGGCUGCCGAGGCCGGUGCCCCGGCUGUGCAGGGACCGCCGUGCCCGGACCUCAGCGUUGGCAGUGCCCUGUCCCUGCUGCGCGGCUGGAGCUCCCAUGGAAAACCUGCUGAUCUCUUCCUCUCCUGCAAACAAGGGUCCGGCCAGCACCAUUUCUUCAGGGAGACAGAGAACCUAUUUUUUUAAUGCCAAUGUCUGUUUUAAGGACUGUGGAUGAAGAGCUUUGUCUCCCAAAUCUCUGAUCUUUUCCCCCUCCCACUCUUACCCCCCACCCCGUUUUGUUUUUGGGGUCCUUUCUGUUUCCCGGUGCUGGCCAGGGGCCCUGCCUUGCCCAGGGAAGGGCAAAGGACAGAUGAACUGGAAACGUGGAGUCUGUGGCCUUUUAUCAUGGAAAAAAUAGGAGACUCCUUUUCCUUUUUAGGUUGUUCUGGAUGCUGCCAGUAGAAAUCUCUAUGGUGCUCUUUAGCAAGUUUUAUGUUGAAACAUUUUCCCUUUUAUUGUGAUUUAUGACAUUAUUAUUACUUUUUUUUUUUUUUUUUUUUAAUGUAUAAGCAUUUCCACACCUUCCCCGCGUUCCCCUCGCGUUCAUGCUGAAUGUGUGCAUGCUGUGCCUGGAGCAGUGAGCGCGUGGCCGAGCCUGGGCAGAGCUGAGACUGUGAAUUUUGUACCUGAGUUAAUGUCCUUUUUUUUUAAAAUUUUAUUUUAUUUUAUUUUCCAUAAAACCUUUGGCAUGGUGCGGGCACGGCCAUGUGCGUCCUGCAAGUGCAGCGCGGGGUUCCUGGCAAGCAGCGCUGGGCAGGAGGAGGAUGGAGAUGUUGCUCCCUGUCCCCUCCCAGUGUGGCUGCACGGUGCUGGGGACUUCUAGUGACAAACUGGCGAGCGCUGGGAGCGGCCGGGCCUGGCGCAGCCGGGGCUCUGGGGCAGCUCCUGGCUGGGCAUCGCUUGCCGGGUGUCCUGUGGGAUGUGAGUUAAUGACUGUGCCCUGUCCCGAGGGGCACUGAUCCCGUGGGUAAUCAGCCAGAUGAGUUGAUGACUAGAGGGGGUAAAGCCACAGGACUGGGAGCUCUGUGGGGCUCGGGGAGAGCGCUGGACAGAACGGGGCUGGAAGGGAAAAGCACUGAUUUGGGAACUGGUGUGUUUCCACCCCUCGUUUCUUCAGAGAGAAGGUGCCAGGGGAGAGAGUACCAUGGGAAGGCUUCCCAACAGCAUCACCUUAGCAGGUGCUCUGUUCAGUGCUGGGGUGGCACUGGGGCAGGUGGGUGCCCAUCGUGUGCCUCUCACCCCCACCUCCAUUUCCAUGACCAGCCUUUGUUCACCCUUUGUCUCCAGGGAAAAUCUUCAUUUUCGGGACUCCCUCUUUGACCUUGUCACCCCCCUGCAGCUCUGUCCCUUGCCCUGGGGGAGGGAGAGGCUGUUUGGCCUCCUGCUCGCAUCUUGCCCCAGACAAACUGGUUUCCUUUCCCCCGAGCUGUGCCUGUGCCAGGGGCUGGUGCUGCUGCCCUGGGAUGGACCAGAGUUGGGAGGAGU
Messenger RNA from Hirundo rustica (Barn swallow), 2526 nucleotides. RefSeq names its product TGFB induced factor homeobox 2 (gene TGIF2). Gene Ontology annotation, molecular function: RNA polymerase II cis-regulatory region sequence-specific DNA binding; DNA-binding transcription factor activity, RNA polymerase II-specific. The record is from RefSeq and is a predicted model, not a curated record. The coding region runs from base 1 to 816 and encodes 271 amino acids. Lineage: Eukaryota; Metazoa; Chordata; Aves; Passeriformes; Hirundinidae. The transcript is spliced from 3 exons. Gene Ontology annotation, biological process: regulation of transcription by RNA polymerase II.